Messenger RNA from Ananas comosus (pineapple), 1685 nucleotides. Its product is annotated as TBC domain-containing protein C1952.17c-like. Gene Ontology annotation, biological process: activation of GTPase activity; intracellular protein transport. NCBI's taxonomy places the organism in Eukaryota, Viridiplantae, Streptophyta, Magnoliopsida, Poales, Bromeliaceae. Gene Ontology annotation, molecular function: GTPase activator activity. The record is from RefSeq and is a predicted model, not a curated record. The coding region runs from base 129 to 1400 and encodes 423 amino acids. The transcript is spliced from 9 exons.
ACAGGCUCAUCGUCUAGAUCUCGACCGACGCUGGGGCCAUUGUCGAGGAGGGAUCCGAGCUCGAGAGGGAGCUCCAAUGGCGGAAACAUGGCGAUCGCGCUGAAUCCGAUCGUGGAGAUAGGGGAGCGAUGGGGAAGAAGAAGGGCAUCCCCGAGUGGCUCAACAGCUCCCUCUGGUCCUCGGUCCCCUCCUCCAACUCCCACGCCCCCAUCGUUCGAUCCGUCCCCGAACUCCCCCCCGAAACCCUAAUUCCCUCUCCCUCUUCUCCUCCUCCCACACCUCCUCCUCCGCCUCCGGAGCCCUCGCCUCUUCCUCCUCCCCGAUCUCCUCCAUUGGAGGAGAUAUCGCGCCAAUCUCAGCUCUUAGCGGAGCUGUCGAAGAAGAUUGUAAAUCUCGAGGAAUUGCGGAGGUUGGCUUUUUACGGGAUUCCGGAUGGCGCCGGAAUCCGUUCGACUGUGUGGAAGCUCCUUUUGACUUAUUUGCCUAAUGAUUGUGAAUUAUGGGCGGGCGAAUUGCAAAAGAGGCGGUUUCAAUACAAGGCUUUCAAAGAUGAGUUUCUGGUGAACCCAUCGGAAAUCACACGAAGGCUAGAAGAAUCUUCUAGUUGGAGUAAUGAAGUGCCGCAACAUGAAGACGGCGGCUUGCUCCAGAGAUCGGAGAUAAGUCUGGGGGAGCACCCUUUGAGCCUUGGGAAGGCCAGUGUCUGGAAUCAGUUCUUCCAGGAUUCAGAGAUUAUUGAGCAAAUUGAUCGAGAUGUGAAGCGUACUCAUCCUGAUAUGCACUUUUUCUCUGGAGACUCAUCUCUUGCGAAGUCCAAUCAGGAGUCAUUGAGAGAUAUACUAAUUAUAUAUGCAAAGUUGAAUCCAGGAAUAAGAUAUGUCCAAGGGAUGAAUGAAGUUUUGGCCCCCCUUCUCUAUGUAUUUCGGAAUGAUCCAGAUGAUGGUGAUCCUGCCUCUGCAGAAGCCGAUGCUUUCUUUUGUUUCGUUGAGUUGUUAAGUGGAUUCAGGGACAAUUUCUGCCAAAAACUUGACAAUAGUGUUGUUGGUAUUCGGUCUACACUUACUAAACUAUCAGAGCUUCUAAAGAAACAUGAUGGAGAGCUUUGGCGCCAUUUAGAGGUCACAACAAAAGUCAAUCCCCAAUUCUAUGCUUUUAGAUGGAUAACUUUGUUAUUGACUCAAGAAUUCAAUUUCGCUGAUUCCCUUCAUAUCUGGGAUACACUCUUAAGUGAUCCCGAAGGUCCUCAGGAAACACUACUGAGAAUAUGCUGUGCCAUGCUGAUCCUCGUUCGAAGGCGUCUAUUGGCAGGUGAUUUCACUUCCAAUCUCAAGCUAUUGCAGAAUUACCCGUCAACAAACAUUAGUCACCUCCUUUAUGUUGCCAACAAGCUGCGUGGGUGACAGACAGGUUAACUGUCAUUAUAUGUUUGAUCUGUCCAAUGUCAUGGUUUUAACUAUUCUGCAUUAAAAGUGUUUCAGAAUCUUUUAAGGUAUUUACAAACAGCAUUAUAGUGUUAUGAAUUUUUUUGUGCAUUGGUUCAACUCUUUCCUUUGUUUUUAUCUGUGUGCAUAGUGACAUGAUUUAGACGCACCCAGUGCAAGGAAGAUAGUCUAUUACUGUUUCCAUUGAAACAUCUUUGCCAUUUGCCAGAUCAAUUGAACGAACAUCAUAAAGCGCUUGCAUUA